Messenger RNA from Aspergillus melleus, 1530 nucleotides. RefSeq lists its product as uncharacterized. Lineage: Eukaryota; Fungi; Ascomycota; Eurotiomycetes; Eurotiales; Aspergillaceae. The coding region runs from base 49 to 1473 and encodes 474 amino acids. The record is from RefSeq and is a predicted model, not a curated record. Gene Ontology annotation, molecular function: DNA binding; zinc ion binding; DNA-binding transcription factor activity, RNA polymerase II-specific. The transcript is spliced from 4 exons. Gene Ontology annotation, biological process: DNA-templated transcription; regulation of DNA-templated transcription. Gene Ontology annotation, cellular component: nucleus.
CAAGUUGCAAGAAACUAAUAUACUAUCGGUCCUUCCUCGAAAUUCAGUAUGUCGGCCGACGGCGGUCUUGCCAGAGCUGCGCAAGUUUGUAUAACCUGCAAAGCACGCAAGAAGAGAUGCGAUAAGACAAUGCCUCGUUGUGGGUAUUGCAGCAGGAAAAACUUGCGUUGCUCAUUCUUGCCCGUAUCAAGGAGAGAGCGAGAGAAAUUCCAAGAAAGCUAUCCGUCUUCAUUGGACCUGUUCUCGCCACAGUUAUUGAACGAGCCGGCUGCAGCAGAUGCGAAUCUGUAUCACCGAGUCCUUCAGAUUAUUCAUGAGACAGGCCAAUUCAUUGAUGAUCUUACGGCGAAGUAUUUUCAGGGACCUCAUCAUUAUUUACCCGUUAUCUCGCGAUCGCAUUUCCAGAGUAACCUCAUUACACUCGGCGCUGUUCCAUCCGCUGGGUUCUCUGUUCUUUUGCUGACGGUAUGUUUGACCGCGUCUUCCACGUCGAAACCAAAGUCGACUGCUCAUUAUGUCCCUCCGACACAUGCCAAAAACCGUGCGCUGUAUCUAGCAACAAAAGCCCUUCUUUCUCGGGUUCAGAGCUCUAACUCAACCUGCAUCUCCCUGAUCCAAGCACGUCUCUUACUUGCUCUCUAUGAGUACACACAUGGUCGGCCUGAGGAUGCAUUUGACGCCAUUGCAGGAUGCGCACGCAUGGCUUAUCGUGCCGGGUUACAUCUCAACUGCCGCCCGAAUGAUUCCAAAGAGACGCACUCGGGUUCAGAUGCACAACUACGGGCAGAGGGAACCAAUACAUGGUGGGGAAUCGUCAUCUGCGAGCGGGCCUUUUUCUGCGAAAUAGGAUUUCAGGAACAGCCACUUAUUACAAUCAUUCCAAGUGACGCCAUUCUCCCUUCCAGAACCGCGAGCGAGAAACGUGAUAACUCCUCGCCACCUUACUUGUCCUUAUCCUUUAAUAUUGAAAGCAAUGCGCGCGGGUUUGAUCGCUCCGUUCAGGCCGCCUGUCUACUAGACAAGGUCUUCAAGAGCUUCGCAAUCUCUGACCUGAACUCUAAGCUUGUCGAACUUCAUAACCUAGAUAUGGAUAUCCAGUCUUUUCUGACUGAGCUCAUGCGACAAUGUUAUUCCGGGGAUGAAACGAGUAAAUACUGUCAGGCAAUUGCCAUCACCAUCCGGACACUCCUGAAGCUGCAUUCCCACAUUAUAGAGCAACUGGACCAUAAUAUAAACCUCCAGGAUCAAACACUGCAGGGCCGAUAUCAAAAAUCACAGGCGGCGCUCGAUACCGUCGCUCAAAUGGUCCUCGAUAUCAUCGAAACCCAUCACACUCCGGCCCCGGACAUAAUACCUCCCACUUUUUCAUACAUGACCCGAGCCGCGCUCACAUACAUACGAGGGCAAAAGAACUGGAAAGCGGACCCGCAACUUCACAGUGCAGAGAUACGAAUGCGUGAAUCCUUGCAUUAAAUUAACCCACUUUAUUCGAGAUCUUUUCUAGAAGGGCGCCUACCAUAAUAGAUUUUA